AUGCUCACAUUACUGUCUUCAAAUUAUGUGGCCCAACCUACGACGAGCGCUGACCUAGCCAUCGCAUCGAUUGCUUUUGGAUGGACUCUUGGUUUUGGAUGGUUAACAGCAUGGACGGCAUAUAAGCAAACAAGACGCGUUCGACAACGUUAUGGAAUCACUCGAGUGCAUACACCCUACGUGGUAAUGAUAUGGUCCGAACUCGCUGUGUGUUUGGCGUUUGCAAUCAUCUGCUGGCUUCAUUUGUAUGAUGCUGAAACUAUUCCCCCAAGUUUCGCAUUCUUUUUCUGCAUCCUCACUCUCUGGGCUUUACAGGUUCAAUUUCUCCUCCAGAUUAUAGUAAAUCGAAUCAGCAUUCUCUUCACCGUCAAAAAGAAAGCACUUCAUCUUAAAAUUGCCGUCGCAGUGAUCAUCACAAUGAUCAACAUUUCCGUUUACUGCAUCUGGAUUCCGGCCAGACUACAAAUUUCAGAAAGAUUUAUUCGCAUCAAUGACGUCUGGGAUCGAUGCGAGAAAAGCAUUUAUCUUUUGGUGGAUGCACUAUUAAACCUCUAUUUUAUGAAAACGGUGUACAGCAAGCUUGUGGGCAAUGGCUUGCAAAAAUACAAGACCUUGAUUAAGUUUAAUGCUGUACUGGUGGUUUUUUCCUUGAGUAUGGAUGCGUUAAUUAUCGGAAUGAUGAGUUUGAAAAAUUCUUUUGUAUACAUGCAAUUCCAUCCCCUCGCCUACAUCGUUAAACUCAACAUCGAAAUGUCCAUGGCCGAAUUAAUCGCCAAGGUAUCCGUCCUUCCCAACACCUAUCUACCACCCAAGAAUCGCAUGGCCCUGAAGAUCGGCAUACAGACCGAUAUUUCCAUCAAACACGAUGAUGCAGAUGAUAUGCAAACGUUAGAGUUAGCAGAAACAGUUAGUAGUCCCGCGCCCACGAUCAGUAAAGAGUUUGAUCACGGACGGCCGGUGGUAUUUGCAGGAGAGGAUUACGAGAAUGAUAGCGAGAGGGAAAUGGUGAGGAAGAGGGGGGAGAGCGAUGUGAGGAUAAAAGGGGGGACGUGGCUAAGUGCCUAG
Botrytis byssoidea is the source of this 1065-nucleotide messenger RNA. RefSeq lists its product as uncharacterized. The coding region runs from base 1 to 1065 and encodes 354 amino acids. The record is from RefSeq and is a predicted model, not a curated record. NCBI's taxonomy places the organism in Eukaryota, Fungi, Ascomycota, Leotiomycetes, Helotiales, Sclerotiniaceae. The transcript is spliced from 3 exons.